CCCAAACUCCUGCUCAGAGAAACACAUCUGUGAGCUUCCAUGUGGCCCGACAACCUGUCUGCGCGCUUAGUCACCGUGGUCUAUGGGAUCCUGCUUCUCCUUGUCCAGGCCCAGGGCCAGGAUUCUGCCAGCCCCAUCAGGACCACACGCCUGGGCCAGGUUCGGGGGAGCCUGGUGCACUUGAAGGGCACCAAUGCGAGCGUCCACACCUUCCUCGGCCUUCCCUUUGCCAAGCCGCCCCUAGGGCCAUUGCGAUUUGCACCCCCUGAGCCCCCUGAAGCUUGGAGUGGUAUCAAGGAUGGAACCGCCCACCCAAACUUCUGUCUGCAGAACAUGCCUGUGAUGACUGGAAUACCUCAAAAAAUUACCAUGAGCCUGCAACCCGCCUCCAUGUCUGAAGACUGUUUGUACCUCAACAUCUACGCUCCUUCCCAUGCCCGCGAGGGCUCUAGUUUGCCGGUGAUGGUAUGGAUCCACGGCGGGGGACUGGUGAUGGGCAUGGCCUCCAUGUAUGACGGCUCAGUGCUGGCAGCCUUCGAGGAUGUGGUGGUGGUGAUAAUCCAGUAUCGCCUGGGCAUUCUGGGCUUCUUCAGCACUGGCGACAGACACGCCUCCGGAAACUGGGGCUAUCUGGACCAAGUAGCUGCUCUGCGCUGGGUCCAGCAGAAUAUUGCCAGCUUUGGGGGCGACCCAGGCCGCGUCACCAUUUUCGGCACGUCCUCAGGUGGCACAAGUGUGUCCUCACUCGUAGUGUCACCCAUGUCCAAAGGACUCUUCCACGGGGCUAUCAUGGAGAGUGGUGUCGCCCUGAUGCCCGGCCUCAUCACCAGCUCAUCAGAGGUGGUGUCCAAGAUGGUGGCCGAAGGUUCUGGCUGUGGCCAGGGGGACUCCGAGGCCCUGGUGAAGUGUCUGCGAGGCAAGAGCAAGGAAGAAAUACUGGUCAUCAAUAAGCCCUUUAAGAUGAUCCCCGGCGUGGUGGACGGCACCUUCCUGCCCAGGCACCCGCAGGAGCUGCUGCUUUCAGCCGACUUCCAGCCUGUUCCCAGCAUCAUCGGUGUCAACAAUGACGAGUACGGCUGGCACCUCCCCAGGGUCAUGCGGAAAUCUGACACUGAAAAGAAAAUCGACAGAAAGACGAUAAAGAAGAUAUUGCAGGAAGUCUUCGCCAAGAUGGAAUUGCCUCCUGAGCUCAGUGACCUGAUGAUGGAGGAGUACAUGGGGGACAGCGAGGACCCCGAGAUCCUCCAAGCCCAGUUCCAAGAGUUGAUGGAAGACUUCAUCUUCGUGAUCCCUGGACUCCAAGUAGCCAAUUUCCAGCGUUCCCGGGCUCCUGUCUAUUUCUACGAGUUUCAGCACCGGCCCAGCUAUAUCAAGGACAAAAAGCCACCUCAUGUCAAGGCGGACCAUGGUGAUGAAGUUGUCUUUGUCUUUGGAAUCUUCACCUGGAUCCACGACAUUGAAUUCACGGAGGAGGAACUGCUGCUGAGCAGGAUGAUGAUGAAGUACUGGGCCAACUUUGCUCGAAGUGGGAACCCCAACAGUGAGGACCUGCUUCACUGGCCCAAGUUGGAUCAUGAGGAGCAGUACCUGCAGCUGAGCCUGCAGCCGGCACUGGGCCAGGCCCUGAAGGCACCCCAGCUCCAAUUCUGGACCAAGACGCUGCCGCAGAAGAUCAGGGAGUUCACAGAGGCCCAGGAGAGGCGCAAAGAGCUGUAGCGCCCUGUGUCCAGGCCAGGUGCGGGGCUGGAGUAUAGAUCGGGGGCUGCCCAUGUGACAACACGCCUCCCUGGGUGCCCCCUUGAAGCCGACGCUAGAAAAGCUCCAAUGGACUUGCUUAGCAUCCAACUGCAUCCUUCCUCAAGUCCGACCUCUCCCCAAAACUCCUCAUUCUCCUGUUAGCCCCCGGCCUUCCUGUCUUGAAGGAAAGUGCCAUGGGGUUGCUGCCCAGGCCUGGCUCUUAGCAAACCCCCAUGCUCUCAUAUCUGAAAGUGUCUGGCCACGUCCCCAGCCCCCAUCCUCCGCCCCUACCUGCAGUAUCAUCUCUCAUUGAUAUUUUUUUGAAGAAGAGGAAGGACUGGACCAUACCCAUUUUGAUCAGGGACUGUGUGAUCCAGAGGUGCUUGGGGGACUAUCUGUGGUGCCAGAUCAGAAGGGGGUUGGCACUACAUGUUAUGAGGGCAUGGCCCACUGUGAAUCUCUCAGCCCUAUCAUUGUUUAAACCACCCACCCACUCACUCACUUAUCAGUGUCCUUUAAAGGAACUGACCUUUUGUUAAGAAGCAGAACAGACCUUGGCCCUGGGCCUGGGAGCCUGGGUCAGUGCCUGGGAAGUGAUCAAAACAACCUGCCACUUCCUGUCACCUGCCUCCUAGAUUUGCCUUAAUCCUAAGGGGCGCAGUGGAACCCAAACUUCACCACAUCUGGAGCAUUAGGGCAGAUCCAGGAAUUUCUCUGAGCCACUGUGGGCCCUGAAUUUCAAGGGCUUCUGCACCCAAAAAGGUCUUCACUCAUCAUUGGGCCACCUUUUCUCCAGUGCCCCCUCUCCUGAGUUGUCCCCAACUCACCCUGGAGGUUCCCAUGAUUCCCUUUUUUACUUGCCUUCAUGGUUUUCCCUUAACUUUUCUGGUCCUCCCCACUCCACUUUAUCUUCCCCCAAAUAAAUCUCUCCUCUACGUUAUCACCACAUGCAGAGGUAUCAGAUUGUGCUCACUCAGCCUUGGGAUGCCAUUGGAAGCAUCCCUCAUCUCAAAGGAAUAUCCUCACCUCAUAGACUCGGGACGUCCCCUCUGAUCCUGCCCUUGGUCCCAUCUGGAAGCUAGAUUUCCGGAUAAAACCCCAUUUUCUUUUCCUUUGCUAAUCUUAAAAGCCCCACCUGAAGCUCUUAAAAGUCUCAUCCAAAGGGACCAGAGUGAUGGCACAGGGGAAAGGGUGCUAGCCCAACGGGAAGGGCGCUUGCUCUGCAAGCAGUCAACCGGGGUUUUAUUACUGGCAUCCCCCAUCGUCCCCUAACCCACCAGCGGUAAUUCCUGAGUGCAGAGCCAGGAGUAAUCCGUGAGCACCGCCUGGUGUGGCCCCAAACGCAAAUAAAAAAGCCUCACCUGAAGAGGUGCCGGCAUAGCCCACUCUGGCCACCAGAUGGCAGACAAAGACAUCCAUAAGCCUGAGCCAGCUGGGGUGACAGGGACAUUCCUUUCCAGAACACUGGUAAUAUUCACCUGGUUCCCCGGGUAAAGUUCUGGGGACCCGUGUCCUUAUGGCUCCGGCCCAUCUCAGGCUUUCCAGUCAUCACAUCACACCUGUGGCCCCUUCACAAGAUUCAGCUUCCCUGAAUACGGAGGGGCUGAGUAAUUCUUUUUCUGAAAAGGGGAGGCAGACCAGAUCCCUUCAGAAAUCUCUGUCCUAUGGGAACAUCAUUGAGCCGCUGAAGAAAGGAGCUUGUUGGUGACGCCGGGCCUCUUUUCUCAGCACACAGUCAAGACGAAUGAAAACACAGGCCUGGGCCGGGGAGAGACAUGGAGGCUGGAGCACCUGCUUUAAUGCAGGAACUUCAGGUUCAAUGCCAGAAGGUGCCCCAGCAUCACCAAGAGCAACCCCUGAGGUUCCAGCUACCAGGUAGUACCUCCCCCUCAAAAAAGUCAACAGAAGUCUACUCAGAAACAGCUGUCUUUAGCCUAUCAUUUCCAAGAAUUAAAAAGUAUUUGGUGGUGGAAAAUGUGCACUGGUGAAGGGAUGGG
This is a messenger RNA of Sorex araneus (European shrew), 3734 nucleotides long. It is a transcript of the gene CES2, whose product is annotated as carboxylesterase 2. The record is from RefSeq and is a predicted model, not a curated record. Lineage: Eukaryota; Metazoa; Chordata; Mammalia; Eulipotyphla; Soricidae. Gene Ontology annotation, molecular function: carboxylic ester hydrolase activity. The transcript is spliced from 12 exons. Gene Ontology annotation, cellular component: intracellular membrane-bounded organelle. The coding region runs from base 40 to 1716 and encodes 558 amino acids.